Messenger RNA from Pararge aegeria (speckled wood butterfly), 3049 nucleotides. Its product is annotated as zinc finger protein 62 homolog. Bases 33 to 2318 code for a protein of 761 amino acids. NCBI's taxonomy places the organism in Eukaryota, Metazoa, Arthropoda, Insecta, Lepidoptera, Nymphalidae. Gene Ontology annotation, biological process: regulation of transcription by RNA polymerase II. Gene Ontology annotation, molecular function: RNA polymerase II cis-regulatory region sequence-specific DNA binding; zinc ion binding; DNA-binding transcription activator activity, RNA polymerase II-specific. The transcript has 12 exons. The record is from RefSeq and is a predicted model, not a curated record. Gene Ontology annotation, cellular component: nucleus; chromosome.
UUAAAGCGCUAUAAAUAAUCAUUAGAAAUAAAAUGAAAUGCUGUAUGCCUUUCUGCGAGCAGUCAAGAGAAAAUCUUGUCUCAGACACUUGCUCCGAAAUGGGAAAAGUUACUUUUCACUUAUUGCCCCCUAAACUCAGGAAUGCAUGGCUGAAAUAUAUUGGUAUAAAUGAAAGUGAGCUACCUGAUGAUGCACUGGUAUGCUCGCAACAUUUCCAAAAGGAUGAUUUUCAUGUGACCAAACGUGGAUCAAUGAAGCUCAAAAAAAACUCAAUACCUUCCGAGUUCAGACAUAAUUUAGGGAACUCUAUGUCUUCAGACGUUCAGGUCUGCAUGAUAUGCUUAGACACUGCAAGUAAACUGUGUCCAUUCACCAAGUACUUAAUGAAGGCUUAUAGUAAUAUAACUGGACUAUCGAAUAGCCGCAUUAGCGAAUUUAAUAUUGAACCAAAAUUAUGCACUGAAUGUGUUAAGAAAUUGAGACUUUGUAAUAAAUUUAGAGACAAAUGCUUGAGUUCCCAUGACUUAAUAUCACAAGUAUACAAACAGUAUGGAAUGUUAACAUUAGAAAAUAUAGCGAACGGAGCGCAACUAAAAUCGAAUAAAGCGAAAAACUCAGUCAGUGCACUGCAUUUUAAAAACAACUUAGAAGAAGCCCAAAAUGUAGUAACACAAAGCGCACAUAAUUCUGAACAAUGUGCUAAAUUAAGAAAUGAAAUAAACAGAGAUAUUAUUAUAGAUCCCAAAGAUAUUGUUAAUGAAGUAGGCUGUGAUUUAAAUGAUAGUACCAAAGAUGCACAGACUAUAAAUAUUUUAAAUAAAGACAACAGCAACACUGAUGUGAUAUGUUUAAAUGAUGACAUAGAUCACGAUAUGGAUUUUAUAAAUGAAAAUGAUAAUUGUGUAUCCAUUUUCAAUGAAAACAUCCCAAAAGAAGAUAAAAUUAAGAAUAAUAUUAACUCUGUCACGAUUAAUAACAAAAGCAGUAAAGCUACACCGAAAGUACAUAUUUUAGAUAGCGAAAAUACAUUUAAUAAAACUAAGGUUAAACUAAAAAAUGAUACUAAACUUAUAAAACGCAGACAAUUGCACGGUAAAUUAAGUAAAUCAAAUAAAAAGCAUUCUUCUGAUGAUAUGAAAAAUAUGGAGAAUGUUGCUAAAUCUAAAACAGAGUAUUUUGAAUUGAAACUGUUCACAGUAAAUGUUCUGAGUUACGAGGAACAAUUGGCUGAAGUGCAGAAGAGAAAGGACACAGACAGUUACAAAAGAUCUCGUUACAAAUGCACCGUUUGCUUCAAGGGGUACUGGUUGAGUAAUUCUUACAAUCAGCAUAUGGAAAAACAUACUAAUAAAAACGGUCACUUAGUAUGUGCGGUAUGCGGGUUCCACAUGAAGACUCGUUGCCGUCUCGUCACACAUAUAAAAAAGAACCACGACCUGCGAUUUAGUUGUAAAAACUGUCCGUUUACUACAAACAAUAAAUCUCAGGCCCAAGAUCAUGAGCAAUGGCAUAAUGGACGAAAGUUCUGUUGUCCACAUUGCGAAGCAGAGUUCACAAAACGCUCUUCGUGUUUAUCUCACGUGCGUAUAAAGCACCCCUCCGACUGUGUGUGUACUCUCUGCGGUUACUCGUUCAUCGGCGAGAGGGGACUGAAGUUGCAUAUCCGCAUUAAACAUCGCACCGACAAUAAACAGAACCCAUCCGGUCCGCUAUGCAAGGAGUGCGAUAUCCGCUUCGCGUCUGUCACCGCGUACGAACUGCACUUGAUGGUGUCGCCCAAACACAAUGCUGAAAAUAAACUCAAAAGAAACGAACCUCAACAAAAUAUCGAGCGACGUCCGUUGUACCCGAACCGCAAGAAAGAAGACGACGGUGGUGCUGCGACACUAUGUGAACUGUGCGGGAAGUCAUUUAAGGGGCCGGCAAAUCUACGCCAGCAUAUGUCAGUGCACACAGGCGAAAAGGGGUACAAGUGCGACAUCUGCGACAAGGGAUUCAAGCACAAACCGAGUCUCGCGCUGCACUCCGUGUGCCACGGCGCCAACCCCGCGCGCUACGAGUGCGGCGUGUGCGGCAAGAAGUUCACGUACAACUCCAACAGACAGCGCCACAUGGCGAUUCACCAAGACACAAGGCGACACUUCAAAUGCGACGUCUGCGAUAAAAAAUUCGCAGCUGCCCAAAGUAGGAACGCUCACGUGUCCCACGUUCACAGCAACGUGCCCUGGCCCAAGAGGGUCCGGAGCUCGAGACCCAGGGCUCCAGGGACGCGGCGUGUGAGACGUACUGCAGACACAAGCGAUUCGCUGGACUCGUGAGGCUGUGCGAAGCGCGAGUACAAGAACCAGAGCGCGUAGUGUGAUAUUUUCUACCUGCGUUAACUUAUUCGUUGGCGUGAAAGCUAAUUACGAUUUGUAUGAUAUCGUAGGAGCGCUAGUUACUUAUAAAAAUUUGUGUCACUUGAUGCCGCUGUUCGUUUGAUGAUGCGAUGCGUAAACUAAUCGAGCGGUUCACAAAUCCUAAUUUGUGAACCGAUCGAUUAGUUAUAUUGGUGCUAAUUUUAUUGAAUUUACUAAACUUAAUGCAAUCCAAAUGCUGCAAAUCCAUAAGAUUGCUACGGAUGAAUAAGAUCUGUAUUCACAAAACAGGCGCGGACGAUGUGACUAAAGAAAUCUCACUUAUUCCCCCCAAAAUACCAGAAGGGUACGCCCAUAUCACCAAUUAUAGGCAACUCAUAUAAACCUAAUCUAUCAAGUGACAGUUUACGAGUUAAAAAUUACGCACCGCCCAUUUGUUGUCGUAACUUUAGAUGCAGUCAUCAUCUAAGAGUUGGUGAAAUGUUUUUUUUCGUGGGAUCCUAUGAAGCGAUUUUAUUGACCUCUAAUUUGAAUUUACUAAAUGUAAUGCAAUCAAAAUGCUCCAUAAAAUGGCAAAACCUUUAGUGUCUUUAGGUUCAAAAAAAAGUUUUUAAUCAAAGUGUACUCAAUGGGAUGCUGAUAAUAAGAUCUGUAUUGUCAAAGUUGCGUAAAGAAUAAAGAUUACUAGUUAA